Molecule: messenger RNA, 3389 nt
Organism: Daldinia loculata
Lineage: Eukaryota; Fungi; Ascomycota; Sordariomycetes; Xylariales; Hypoxylaceae
Exons: 2
Coding region: 686-2866 (726 amino acids)
Source: RefSeq, a predicted model, not a curated record
GCCAGACUUAUAUGUGGCGUAAAAGGCACUCUUGAAGCUAGGCACUCCCCCGUAAGCGCCUGCGCGAACGGGUAACGCAGCUAGUACCUGGAUAUACAGUCUGAGUUAGACUACCUUAAACAAACCAAUAGCACAACUCCAAUAUCAACGCUUCUUCUAUCCAGCUUCCCUUUUCGCAACGUCCUGCUGCAACUACGUCCUCGAUAACCCUAGAAUAUGGCUUCACCGCUCCGCCUUACGGCUCAAUAGAGCACGUCUAUACGGCGUAACGUGCGUAGACCGCAGAUAGGGCUUACGCAGCCUUCUUGACUACAAUUGGGCUAGAGGUACGUUGCUAGUAGCGAUCGGAGUCUAUCCUAGGUAAGUGAGGUACCGAGGAUCGCAUAUAGUAUAGUCUCAACAAUUAUCAUGGUGUUAGUCACAGCCUUACCGUGUCGUAAUCAAAACCACCACGUUCUGUGAUAUUCCCUAACAUCACCCCACGCGAGAUGGAAUCACUUUACAUCUUAUUCUAGAGAAAAUAAACCAAUUCUAUCAUUAUUCUCUAUAAUUAUCCACUAACCUAGCUUCUUACGUCCUACUUUUACUGGUGCGGUAAGACACAAACCAGCGUUUCGAGUGUAGCAGAACAGCUUGGCGAUAGUUUCAAUCUCCGCCAAGACUGUUUCAACGAACCGAAGAAACUAUGCCUUACGCCGAUAACUUGUAUUCUAUGGGCGAUGAAUCAGAUGGCGAGGACUACGCAGAUCAAUUAUCGCCUUCGGACGGUUACUUCGCCUCAUCAUCCUCGUCCCAUGCCGUCCCAAACGUACCAAACGUCUUAAUCCCCGACCCUACGCUCCAGCAGACAUCCGAGUCUGGCGCUGAAUCAAAAGCGAGAGAGGCAGAGGAAGAAAUGUCCUCGCCAAAUACUCGGAGAAGACAAGACUAUUAUCACAACUACAACCAUACUACUACAAGAUUAGGCACUACCGAACAACCCAGUCAGUCGGAGCAACACGCUACUAGUUCGACCACACCACGUCGACAGCAAUCCAAUUCCGCGUUUACGCAUACGUACUCUCCCUCGUCAUCAUCAUAUACCCCUCUCAGAACUCUCAGAACCUAUCCAACACGAGGGCGGACUCCUUCCGUAUAUUCGGACGCUCCACCGGCGUAUUCACCAUCGCCAAUCUCCCCCCUCUCGUCCACCAGCCAACAACCCCAAUCUAGAAGCUACAACACAUUUACCCCUACCAUGGGUGCGCAGGAAACCAUCGAGAACGAGCGGCUGCUAGCCAGAGGUCCCGAGAGCAUCGGCCAACCAAUCGACGAAGAACUUGGUAACACACCGCACUGGACUCGACGAGUCAGGAGACGGCUGCCUACGUGGCUCGGUUGGAGGACCCUGGUGCUUGGCCUGAUUGUACUGGUUGUCUCGAUCGGAUUUCUAGCAAGUUCUUUGCGCAUUAUAAAAGAAGAUGAUCAUAGGAAAACUAUUGGGGCGCAGCCCGAAGAAGGAUCACCGCCCGAGUCCGUAAAGGAACCCGUGGCUGGACCCGGACCCGAUGCGCCUGGGGUCGCCGGCCCUUUUCCGCCAACGUAUUGCGAUAACGCAGUGUACCGCUUCGAGGAUCAGAUCUUAGGCCUCAACUUUGAUAGGAACCACAAUAUUACUUUCAUAGAGGACCAGCACGCACACUCCGGAAACACCCAGGUGCGCGUUGCCGGCCAAGUCAAUGUACGAAGGCUCGAUGCCGGAGGUAGUCCGCGCUUGAUACUGGAGAUCGCCACCAACGACAAGGGUGUCCUACUCGACGUCUUCGUGGACGAAGAAGCCCAAGCCUUGAAGGUGAGCGUGCCUAAGAAGUACAACUCCCUAAACCCGAACACCUGGCCUUGUAUCGAAAUGCGAGCGACAAUCUGGGUGCCCGAAAACGCCGAGAUAGGAGUGUUGUCACUGGGCUCAGUCCAUCUUGAUAUGCUAUUUUUGGACGACCUAUCUCUCCACGUGGCGGGUUACACUAGGGUCUCUUCGAUCGUAGGAGAUAUCACGUCCGGUUCGGACCACCCUACCUUGUACAACAACACUGGCUUUAUGCUGUCUUCUCCGGAGUACACUUUCAUCCCUGCCAAAGAUUCGUACGUGCUCGACUCUCGUAUUAUUGAGAUAUCGACCACGUCGGGUAAGAUCGAAGGCAACUGGCCUCUUUACGAUAUGCUAGGGUUGCACACGACCUCCGGCCACAUCACAGUGUCGAUCACGCCCAAGGAAGAACUCGAAACGGACCCGAAGGCUGCUGUGUUGUCCUUGAGCUCGAUAUCCGGCACUGUCUAUGCCACAGAGCCGGUGCACUUGAGAGGACAAAUCCCGCUUCGCGACUAUCUUGUAGAUAUCAAGUCGACUUCUGGAGGUAUCCAUGGUGCCUUCGCAUUUGGUGCUGGCAUCGAACUCAAGAGUACUGCUAGCGACAUCGCUCUUGAUUUACUUCCCGUGAUGAACGAAGACAGGGUGUCGCCGGAUCAACCCGCUCAACUGGAGACAGCAACGACGAGCGGUACUACAGCCAUCCGCGUGCUCGAGCCGGUUUGGUACGGAGACAGGGGACUGGUUAGCGGCAGGCCACUUAACUGCCUGCAAGCGCUUCACAAGUCCACUAGCGGAGACAUCGGACUACGGUAUCCUCAGGCCUGGGAGGGAUACUUACGCGCCGAGACGACGAGUGGCAGACUAAAGGUCAAGGGAAGAGACGUCAAGAUUAUCAGGUCUGUCGGAGGUUGGCCAGGAUCUAAGCUGGAAGCUCAGAAGGGCGCAGGUGGUCCCGGUUCGACGGUUCAGGUCCACGCUCUUAUGGGUAAUAUGGACACCGUCAUUGGUAGGGGGUAAGGAACGAAUGAGCGUAUGAGUAUAUUGCGUCUAGGAAGAGGGAGUUGAAUGGAUUAUGAAUUGAGGCAUUCUGUCUGGCUUUACGUGGGAGGUGGGGAUACCCUCGCAUUCGUUAAAUACCUUGUGGCUAUGUUUGGAAUGGGUAAACGGCGUUAUGGUUUUCGAGCAUAGGUUCGGUGCUUACAUAGGUUAGUAUUUUUAACGGUAAAUACGAAUAUAAUAUCUCUGAUUAUACUAUAUUAUUGUCUUUUGGCUCACCUUCCGUAUUAAUUCUUCUUGGUAAGCUACAAGGUUGGUCUGGCUUGGGAAGAGCACUUGCCAAUAUCUGUAUCUAAAAUAGCAUAUAGUAGGAACCUGCGAGGCUUCCAUAACUUGUCUAUACUUUCUUAAGUCAAGAGGCAAGUGUAAUUGUAUCAUAUGUAAGGUAUCUAAAGUAGUCCCCCUUAUGGGUUCUAUUUUUCCAACCAUCCCAACUUUUACGAACUACCUAUUUCGCUUAUAGGAAAAGUCAUCAUUCUAUAAA